AUGGCACCGACAACCUUUCUACAGCGCGCACCGAAAUCCUCAAAACCAGAACCCUCGUCACGCAACACCCACAAGAGUCUCGCUUCUCUGCCGCCAGAAAUCCACCACAUCAUCGCCGACUACCUCCCCUACCCGGACCUGCUCUCCCUGAAGCUCACCGACACGUACUUCGCGGUGCUGGUCGGGCCGAAACUCACGGUCAAGUCGCGCGUCAGCUGGGUCCAGUCCCGCUACGCCCAGCGUCUGCCCGUGCCCACGAGCACCAAGCUGUCCUUCAGGACGGAUGAGCUGUUCGUGGCGAAUCCGGAGGUGAAUGCCAUCCUGCGACGGCGACGGCGUCACCUGGAAUGCGCGGACCGCCGUGAACCCAAAGUUACCCUGGGAUUCUCCGCUUUCACCGAGGUCGACCGCAACGUCCGUCGCCUCCGGGGAGCCCAGCAACUGGAUACGACGGCGUGCUUGGUCACGGGGGCCCCGAACUGUCCCGCGAUUCCGGACCUCGAUACCAAGGUGCAGCGGUACAGGAACAGCGUGGUGGGCAAACUCACCGCUCCCGUCCUCCGAACGGUCGGCUGGCUGAGAGGGCUGCAGCCGAGUUUUCGUGAUUCCUUGUCGUGCGCCGUGGCUGGAUUGUCGCACACCCCGAGGGUUCUCUGGUCGUGGUUCCUGGCGACCUUGAAGCUCGCCUUUAUAGUCGUCGUGGCCUCCGUGGCAUGCACGGUUUGCCGUUGGCGCCCGCCUCCUGUCGCCUUUACGAAUCCCUGA
This is a messenger RNA of Fonsecaea nubica, 765 nucleotides long. RefSeq lists its product as hypothetical. The transcript has a single exon. The record is from RefSeq and is a predicted model, not a curated record. NCBI's taxonomy places the organism in Eukaryota, Fungi, Ascomycota, Eurotiomycetes, Chaetothyriales, Herpotrichiellaceae. Bases 1 to 765 code for a protein of 254 amino acids. Gene Ontology annotation, molecular function: protein binding.